Molecule: messenger RNA, 1025 nt
Organism: Hibiscus syriacus
Lineage: Eukaryota; Viridiplantae; Streptophyta; Magnoliopsida; Malvales; Malvaceae
Product: zinc finger protein ZAT5-like
Exons: 1
Coding region: 123-923 (266 amino acids)
Source: RefSeq, a predicted model, not a curated record
UUACUCUCACUAUCUUUGUUUCCUCCUCUUACUCACCUCCUUUGUUUGGUCACUUGCUCACAUUUUUUUCUUCAUUUUUUUUUCAUCUUCUUGGCUUUGGUGGAGAUUUAGCUGUGGUGGAUAUGGAAGUUCAUCAACAUGAAUUCGUGGGGUCUAUUGAUCAUCGUCAAGCUUCGAUCAUGAAAGGCAAACGUACGAAGCGCCAAAGGCCCUCGUCCCCUGUGGGUGUGACGAGCUCGUCGAGUUCUUCUAUUGGCGGAGUUGGAAAUGGGGUGGUGGAGGAGUAUAACUCGAUUUCCUCUACGACCACCACGUCCGGUGAGAUUUACGAGAGCACCGAGGAGGAAGAAGAUAUGGCGAACUGUUUAAUCAUGUUGGCGCAAAGUGAUGGUCCCAAGAGAAUUGAUGAAGGGAGAUUCAAGGUUCGAAAAAUGGGUAACCGGAAGUUGUCCGAGAUUACCACGACGAUGAGCAAGGGUGGGCUUUUUGUUUACGAGUGUAAAACUUGCAACCAGUCUUUCCCUUCGUUCCAAGCACUGGGAGGGCAUAGGGCAAGCCAUAAGAAGCCCAAGGGCAGCGCUUCCACCGUCGGAGAAGAUAAAGAUCACCAUCAUGUCGACCAAGAACCGGUCUUGAAAACUCCAGCUCUUGCUUUACAAAUGAACAAGAGCAACAAGAUUCACGAGUGUUCAAUCUGUGGAUCGGAGUUCUCGUCGGGACAAGCCCUCGGCGGUCACAUGCGACGGCACAGGGCGGCGGCUGCCACCAGCAGUGGCGAUGAAAAUAAACCCAGAAAUAUUCUCUCUUUGGAUCUUAAUCUACCUGCACCAGAAGAUGAUUUAAGGGAUUCGAAGCUCCAAUUCGGAGCACCACAACAAGCUAUUGUCUUCACCUCACCAGCUUUGGUAGAUUGCCAUUACUGAAAAAAAAAAAAAAACAGAAAGUAGAUGGACUGAUCAAUGUGAAUUACGAUUAGUAUAUGUUUUCAAUUCGAUAUUAUUUACAGUUUAUUAUUAUUCUUUGAA